This is a messenger RNA of Alternaria alternata, 1788 nucleotides long. RefSeq names its product HET-domain-containing protein. The record is from RefSeq and is a predicted model, not a curated record. The transcript has a single exon. NCBI's taxonomy places the organism in Eukaryota, Fungi, Ascomycota, Dothideomycetes, Pleosporales, Pleosporaceae. The coding region runs from base 297 to 1523 and encodes 408 amino acids.
ACCGAGGGCUGACUAUCUGUGAAAAGAACUCUGACUUUACUUUGAUAACAACGCAACGACUGAUUCUCAUCAUUUGUUCUGAUUUUGAUCGAGUGCCCCAGCUUGAUUCGGAGUGGCGGCGCAUGGACAGUCCGUCACAAGGCUGAAAACGCCACGAUGCGUGAUGUCUACACAGCCCCGCGUCAGCCCUGGACGUCAACAGAGGGUCGUCUGCCUAAACCACAUCACCGUUGCACGAAGAUCACCUCCAGUACUUUAAGAGUACUUAGAGCAGCGAAACUUCAAUAUUGCAUGCGAUGAGCGAACGAGAAGCGACAUGUCAGAGUCAUCUGAGUGCUGACCCAAUCGUCAAAGAGUCGUUUGAGGCACGUCUUGAGCGACCGACAGAGCCCGAAAUCUACAAGCACCAGCGUCUGGAUACUUCCACGGAUGAGAUACGCCUCCUGAAACUUGUCCAAGAGACAAACGGUCCUGUACGCUGCGAAGUCAAAGUCUUUCCGUUCGAACGCGCCCCGAAAUACUUUGCGCUAUCCUAUCGAUGGGGCCCGUCUUCGCCCUUAUGCGAUCUCUAUAUUGAGGGCAAAAAGCUCAAAAUACGGGAUAUACUUUAUUCAUGCUUACUGGAGUUACGAGAAGAUUUGGAGGAAUGGCUAUGGAUCGAUCAGAUUUGCGUUGCUCAGGCAGAUACCUUGGAGCGAAAUCAUCAGGUCGGAAUGAUGUCACACAUUUAUCGCAACAGCAUUUCUGUUAUCAUCUGGAUGGGCGACAUUCCCUUGGCAGCGCCCGAGGAACAUGAUCGUUAUAAUGAUUUGGACCUCGAUGUUGUAUCGGCAAGGGUGUUGCUGAAGAACACAUAUUUCACAAGGUUGUGGAUAGUACAAGAAAUAUUGCUUGCCGACAAUGUCGAGAUUCGUAUCAACGGGCACCGUUAUGUCACGUGGGACAGGUUCCAAAGCUUACGUAUAACACAAACAGAACUCCAUGAUGUAUCUUUCAGAAACAUACCUCUGUUUCUCCUGGCAUUUACACAACGCGAGCAGAAAGCAGUGGAUUUACGGCGACAAAUGUCGCUGAUGCAUUACGUCUGGUGCUUUUACGAAGGGAAAUGCGAGAACCCACGAGACAAAGUGUAUGGCCUGAUGGGUAUGGUACGCAAAGAAGACGGGGUAGUGGUAGACUAUAGAAAGAGCGUUAUGGAAGUGUAUCUGGACUUUGUUGGAAUCAGCAUCAAUAAAGGAUUUGCAAGGGUCUUCAGUACGCAGCGGGAACGGUUCGAAGGCCCUGCGAUACAUUACUUUGAGUUGGGAAGAUUGAUGGGCAUCGGAUCUGAUGUAUUACGCGGUGUUCUGCGACUGAUGAUGAACCGUUUCACUGUUCACAGGAAUGACAUAGUAACAGCUAUUGGAUUAGAAAAAGCAGGCCAAACGCAUGAGCAGCAUAAUUGGUGGUACGAGUGUAAUGGUGAGAGGCAUCUCUUUUCUUGCCGGCCUCUAUCUGAUUCGGAAAUUUCAACCUUCUUGUAAUGGAAUCGAUGAAGGGAGAUGUCGAGCAAGCAAGGGGUAGAGGAGAUCCAUCGUUAACUGUGCUUGAGUCUUAUGCAUGAUCCAAAUUAUAUUGACUCUAUAAUCAUGACGUUAACAUGGUUUCUCAGCAUGAACAGUCACCGAGGCGUUUAUCGUGAUGUUCGAAAAUGCUAUGUGCGUUAAAGAAUAGUAUUAAUAGAGAUACUAGAUGCGCAGUAGUUACAAAAGGAAAGGUAUACUGUCCUAGGUAGACGGUAGACGGUAG